Molecule: messenger RNA, 6747 nt
Organism: Homo sapiens (human)
Lineage: Eukaryota; Metazoa; Chordata; Mammalia; Primates; Hominidae
Gene: KCNC3
Product: potassium voltage-gated channel subfamily C member 3
Exons: 5
Coding region: 296-2569 (757 amino acids)
Biological process (GO): transmembrane transport; protein homooligomerization; monoatomic ion transport
Cellular component (GO): plasma membrane; cell cortex; dendritic spine membrane
Molecular function (GO): voltage-gated potassium channel activity; gated channel activity; monoatomic ion channel activity
Source: RefSeq, marked reviewed
ACCGGUCCCGCCUCCCUUGACGCCCCGCCCCGCCCCUCCUCCCUGCUCUCUUAGAAAGAGCCAAUCGCUCCGUCUCAUUGGCGGCCCCGACUCGUCCAGCUGGGUCGCGUUAGAGUGCCCGCCCCACUCCUCCCAGCCACAGCCCCGCCCCACCUCCCCCAGGCCAAUCAGUUUGGUUCCUCUCCCCUAAGCCACGCCCCCGCUACCUCGCUCCUCCUCCCACCCAAUCCCGUCGGUCUCUCCCCCCGUGUCCCCGCCCCUGCGUCCCCGCCCCUCCCGCCCCGCCCCCCGUCCAAUGCUGAGCUCAGUCUGCGUCUCGUCCUUCCGCGGGCGCCAGGGGGCCAGCAAGCAGCAGCCGGCGCCACCGCCGCAGCCGCCCGAGUCCCCGCCGCCGCCACCGCUGCCGCCGCAGCAGCAGCAGCCUGCGCAGCCCGGCCCCGCCGCGUCCCCGGCGGGCCCCCCGGCACCCCGCGGGCCCGGGGACCGGCGCGCCGAGCCAUGCCCCGGGCUGCCGGCGGCGGCCAUGGGGCGGCACGGCGGCGGCGGUGGCGACAGCGGCAAGAUCGUGAUCAACGUGGGCGGCGUGCGCCAUGAGACGUACCGCUCGACGCUGCGCACCCUGCCGGGGACGCGGCUGGCCGGCCUGACGGAGCCCGAGGCGGCGGCACGCUUCGACUACGACCCGGGCGCCGACGAGUUCUUCUUUGACCGGCACCCGGGAGUCUUCGCGUACGUGCUCAACUACUACCGCACCGGCAAGCUGCACUGCCCAGCCGACGUGUGCGGGCCCCUGUUUGAGGAGGAGCUCGGCUUCUGGGGCAUCGACGAGACCGACGUGGAGGCCUGCUGCUGGAUGACCUACCGGCAGCAUCGCGACGCUGAGGAGGCGCUCGACUCCUUCGAGGCGCCCGACCCCGCGGGCGCCGCCAACGCCGCCAACGCCGCAGGCGCCCACGACGGAGGCCUGGACGACGAGGCGGGCGCGGGCGGCGGCGGCCUGGACGGAGCGGGCGGCGAGCUCAAGCGCCUCUGCUUCCAGGACGCGGGCGGCGGCGCCGGGGGGCCGCCAGGGGGCGCGGGCGGCGCGGGCGGCACAUGGUGGCGCCGCUGGCAGCCCCGCGUGUGGGCGCUCUUCGAGGACCCCUACUCGUCGCGGGCUGCCAGGUAUGUGGCCUUCGCCUCCCUCUUCUUCAUCCUCAUCUCCAUCACCACCUUCUGCCUGGAAACCCAUGAGGGCUUCAUCCAUAUUAGCAACAAGACGGUGACCCAGGCCUCCCCGAUCCCCGGGGCACCUCCGGAGAACAUCACCAACGUGGAGGUGGAGACGGAGCCCUUCCUGACCUACGUGGAGGGGGUGUGCGUGGUCUGGUUCACCUUCGAGUUCCUCAUGCGCAUCACCUUCUGCCCAGACAAGGUGGAGUUUCUUAAAAGCAGCCUCAACAUCAUCGACUGUGUGGCCAUCCUGCCCUUCUAUCUCGAGGUGGGCCUCUCGGGCCUCAGCUCCAAGGCCGCCAAAGACGUGCUGGGCUUCCUGCGGGUGGUCCGCUUCGUCCGCAUCCUGCGCAUCUUCAAGCUGACCCGGCACUUCGUGGGGCUGCGCGUGCUGGGACACACGCUCCGCGCCAGCACCAACGAGUUCCUGCUGCUCAUCAUCUUCCUGGCCCUGGGGGUGCUCAUCUUCGCCACCAUGAUUUACUACGCUGAGCGCAUUGGCGCCGACCCCGAUGACAUCCUGGGCUCCAACCACACCUACUUCAAGAACAUCCCCAUUGGCUUCUGGUGGGCUGUGGUCACCAUGACGACCCUGGGCUAUGGAGACAUGUACCCCAAGACGUGGUCGGGGAUGCUGGUCGGGGCGCUGUGUGCCCUGGCGGGGGUGCUGACCAUCGCCAUGCCUGUGCCCGUCAUUGUCAACAACUUUGGCAUGUACUAUUCGCUGGCCAUGGCCAAGCAGAAGCUGCCCAAGAAGAAGAACAAACACAUCCCCCGGCCCCCGCAACCGGGCUCGCCCAACUACUGCAAGCCUGACCCACCCCCGCCACCCCCGCCCCACCCGCACCACGGCAGCGGGGGCAUCAGCCCGCCGCCACCCAUCACCCCACCCUCCAUGGGGGUGACUGUGGCCGGGGCCUACCCAGCGGGGCCCCACACGCACCCCGGGCUGCUCAGGGGGGGAGCGGGUGGGCUGGGGAUCAUGGGGCUGCCUCCUCUGCCAGCCCCCGGCGAGCCUUGCCCGUUGGCUCAGGAGGAGGUGAUUGAGAUCAACCGGGCAGAUCCUCGCCCCAAUGGGGAUCCGGCAGCAGCUGCGCUUGCCCACGAGGACUGCCCAGCCAUUGACCAGCCUGCCAUGUCCCCGGAAGACAAGAGCCCCAUCACGCCUGGAAGCCGUGGCCGCUAUAGCCGGGACCGAGCCUGCUUCCUCCUCACCGACUAUGCCCCUUCCCCUGAUGGCUCCAUCCGAAAAGCCACUGGUGCUCCCCCACUGCCCCCCCAAGACUGGCGUAAGCCAGGCCCCCCAAGCUUCUUGCCCGACCUCAACGCCAACGCCGCGGCCUGGAUAUCCCCCUAGUGGACGAACCCCCUCCCCCCGGGCUCUUGUCACCGCCUGAGACCUCGCGAGACUUUCGGUCCCCCCCGCCCCUUCCCCCCAGGUUAGCAAUUGGGAAUGGCUGGGAGGGGGUGUCCCCAAGACACUGGGCUUCAAAUCUCCCCCCAAGCCCUCCCUCCUACGAUCAAGACACCUUUUGUCCAGACAGCUCCCUUAGCGUUGCCUGGAAAAGCCACAGAGCUCCCUGCGGGGGUGCAGAACCCUGCAGGCAGCCCCAGGCUUUGCAGAAACCACACACACUGUUGCUGGAUCUUGAGUCCCAUUAGCUGUGAGAUGCCUGUGAGAGCCUUCCCGCACCCGUCAGAAGCUCAGAGCCUUCUUGGACCCUUUAAAGAUGUCCCUCUCCCCAGCCCUCCGCCUCACCGCCCCCCACCCCCGACCCCGUCCUUAGAAUCUUCUGGAGGAGCCUCCCUCCCCCCCCACCCCCCCCCACUGCUCCUGGAGUUCUCAUCGGAUUCCCCAAGGGCACUGCCAGCUUCGCUCCACUCAGCCCCCUUGCAGACCCCACCCCCUGCCUGCUCUCUUUCCCUACAACUAGGUCAGCCCCCAGCCCCGCUACGGCGGCCGCACCGUUCCCUGCCCUCUCCGCUGGCUGCUCCCACAUGCAUUCCACCCAGCCCCUCCCCACGCCCCUGCCGCCCACCAUCCCGCCUUGCUGCCCCCCACCUUUUGCCUCAGGUGAGGGGACCAGUGGAGGGGGGGAAGGGCGGUGGACUGUGGUGGGAAUGGGGCGGGGGAGGCUCGGUGGGCACCAACCUGCCUCCUAAUCCGGAGUCUCUCCCCCCUCCCCGAUGUCUCCCCCUUUCUCAUCGAUGUUGACUGACUCCCCGAUUUGUUCACUUUCUCUCUCCAUCUCCUUGGUCCAUCUCUGUCCAUCUGUCUCUUGUCAUCCGUCCUUUUGUGUCUCUGUCUGCCUGACUCUGUCUGUCUUGCCUUCUCUGUCUCUCUGGGUAUCUGUUGUCCUCCCCUUCCAUUUCUUUCUCUCUCUGUCUCUUUCUCCCUGCCUUGGGUCUCUCUGUCUGACCCUUCCCUGCACCCCAUCUUCGUGCUUCCCCCCUGUGUCUGCACACCUCCCCACCCCCCAGGUUACGAGAAAUCCCGCAGCCUCAGCAGCAUCGCGGGCCUGAGCGGGGUGUCCCUGCGCCUCGCGCCCCUUGCCACCCCCCCUGGCUCUCCCCGGGCCGCCCGCCGCGCUCCCCCGACCCUGCCCUCCAUCCUUUAGCGCUCCCCUCCCCCCUGUGGGGGGACUCGGGGGUGACCGGGAAGAAGGUCAAAGGAGCUGGGGGUGGGGGGUGGGGAAAAGGGUUUUUUUAAAAAAAAUCAAAAAGUCAUUAAUAAUAUGCAACCGAGAUGACGAUGCCAGCAGACACCCCCGGGCCCCUCACCCCCAACCUGGGCCCCCAGGAUGGAGAGAGGGGCCACAGCCCGUCCCCCCAACUCUUCCCUCCCCAAAAAAAGCCUUCUCAGGUCUCCACGAGCCAUAGGACAUCCCCCUGCCAUCAACUUGUGUAAAUAAGUCCAAAUUAUGCCAGUUACAUCUUGGGGCACCUCCCCCCACACACUGCAUGCCUUCCCUAACCUGGAGCCCCCACUCCAAGUCCACCUCAGCAAUAAGCCGCCAGGGGCCGCAUGCGCGGGUUUGAGGGGCAGGCACUCUGGGAAGGGGGUGGCACCUCCCGGGGGUCGGGCUGGCCUUUAAGGUCUCCAGCCUUCCCAUCCUUCACCCCAGGAGGACAACCAACCCUGUGCGUUGAUUAGGAGAAAACAAACCAGAAACUAGAAACAGUGUAGGGGAAGGAGGAACAGUUACCCAAGCCCCAGAUCGGAGUUGAGCUCAGGUGGCGGGAGGGCGGGGCCGAGUUGAGCUCAGGUGGUGGGAGGGCGGGGCGGGCUUUGGACCUGCUCCCUCAGCCUUUAGGAGAAUUCCUCUGGUGAAUUUCACCCUCUCAUCCGCCCCUUCCCCCAGGGACCUGCUCGCCUCUAUUCUUGCUGCAUGGACUCAGACCUCCUAUCCCAGAAUUCCUGGGAUGAUCUGGCCCUAGCACACGAAAUUCCCCGACUAUCUCCCUCCAUUCCCAGGACAUGAGACCUGCACCCAGAAUUCUGAGACUGACCCUGGCACGCCACAUCUCCCAAUCCCCACACACUCCUGCGACUUAACCUCUGCACACAGAGGCUCCCUGAACCACCCUCCCUCCCCACUCCUGCCACCCCAAACACCCCCACCAAAUUCCCUGAACUGCGUCCCAGCACUUCUCAAACCUCCAAGACUUGACCCAGCUCUUUUCAGCUCAAAUUCAGCCUUUGGGAUGCUCCAAAUCCUUCCCACAACUGACAUUUCUUGGACACCCCCAAAGCCUCAGGCCUGUUCCGCACCCAUAUCCCCAAAGCCCUAACAGACUUGUCCAGCCCAGGUUCCCUUGAUGCUAGAACUUCCAAGAUAGGCGCAACCUGUCUGCAAUUCCAGGGAACCAGACCCUCCCCAAGCACCCUCUUUGUCUUACGCCUAACCCUGAGUCUCUUCCCUGAGAUGGUGCCCCAAAGGUACCCUCUUCACAGACACCAGUGUUUCCCAGAGGGUUGUAUUUGUACCUUUGGUGGUGUGCUAAGGUUUGAGGCAGUAUGAGGACAAACACUUGUUUUAAAAGUUUUGUCUCUAAUACGCAUUUUGUACAGAAGCCGAUAAGUGCAGGCAUCGCUGCUUGGCUAGGACACGGUUUAUUUAGGUUAAGAGUGUUUCCAUUUAAAGUAGUCCACAGAUGAUCACAGAGGCUGUUCCCGAAGGGAGGAACACUGGAGUAUCAGAAGAUUGGGAACCGACAACACCCAGCUCGGCUGGGAUCCCAGCCCCCCUUCCCCAGCGGUCCUCACCGCGUCACGCUCGCGGGUGGAAAAUCAUUUCCCACCUCCUAUCCUGGCUCAAGGAUGCGCUACCUCCCCCAAGCCCAGAGACCACACCGGUCCCAGACUCUUUAGCGGACCCCCCUUUUGGAGCCGGGGUCCCACGGAAUUAGCCACCUCCCUCCCUCUGCUCCCACGGCCUCAGGAACCCCCCACCCGAGGGUGGAUGGGGGGCGUCACUGAGCACGAUUCUCGAUGCAACGAUUCCUAUGCAAGGGGCAUUUUGAGUCCCCCCCAUCCUUCCCUCGGACCCUAAACCCUGGUGAAGCAGGGGUGAGGGGUGGGGCGGGUUUUGGUGGGGGCGGGGCAAAGGGCUAGGGGCUCCAGACACCAGGGUACGGGGUGGGGACUGAUUAUAUUGCCAAAGGGUUCAACUUCUUUAACAAGCCCCCCCGUUUCCCCUGACCUUCACGAAAGCCGAAGGAGGCGGGGAAAGGGGGUGAGGGUCUUUUCCAAAGGGUACUGACCUCUUCCCAACGUCUCCCCCUGCUCGCCAGUCCGCCACACGUACCCAGCUUUUGAGUUCAGCUUUUCAAAAUAACCACAAUCAUGAUAAACUUCUACAAAACGUGAUUCUCCUCCCCUCCCACCCCAUCCCCCAAGUCAAUAGUGUGGGAUUCGGGGAGGGAGAGAGCGAGCUAAAGGGACUCUUUCCAAGUCCGGCUCCCCCUUUUCCCCCCGGCCGCCAGGGUGCCUGCACCUACACGCAUGCGCUGCAUGACGCGCCCCCCACACGCAUGUCGCACCCCUCCUGCGCUCCGGGAACGCACGGACACGGGCCAGGGGGCGGGGCGAUUGGGGAGGAAUGAAUGGCGGGGGGUCUUCCUGAGCUCCGCGGCUCACCCUCCCCAACACACACACACACACACACAGAGCAAUAAGUUUCUCUCACUCAAAUGUGGGCGGGGCGGGCCUAGCCUGUCGCUGGUGGGGGGAGUGGUGAGGGGGCGCUCUCAGGGAUGGGGGCGGGGUUCGGAGACAGUGUGGGGAGGGGAGGUCUGCAAAUCGUCCAACUCUGGUGCUAAUGGCGGGUCUUCUCAGCCCACCCGCAGGGCAGGGAGGGAGGGGUCGGCGUGGCCCCUUCCCCAAGCCUCCCCCACGCCCACCCUGGGUGCAUGAACCGCCCAAUGCAGAAGCUGCCGCAUGUCACCCCCCUCUCCCCAAAGAAAAAGUGUCAUGCCCCCUUCCCACCCACCCUCACUCCCCACCAAAAUAAACGUUUCCUUUUCAUUUAAAAA